Messenger RNA from Salvia hispanica, 2346 nucleotides. The record is from RefSeq and is a predicted model, not a curated record. Lineage: Eukaryota; Viridiplantae; Streptophyta; Magnoliopsida; Lamiales; Lamiaceae.
AUGGCACCCUCGUCGCCGCUCGAUUUCGUAGCGGCGAUCUUAAAUGGCGAUACUGAGGGUGUGGCCGCGAUGGUGCUCACUACUUCCGUCGCGGUGCUCACAGGCUGCAUCGUGCUGCUUGCCUGCCGCCGCACCGCCGGAUCGGCCGGGAAGAAGCAGCUGCCGCCGCCUAAGCUGGUCGUGCCCAAGCCGGAGGAAGCAGACGACGACAAGACCAAAGUUUCCGUCUUCUUCGGCACACAGACUGGCACAGCUGAAGGUUUUGCAAAAGCAUUUGUGGAGGAAGCCAAAGCUAGAUAUCCACAGGCAAAGUUUAAAGUUAUUGACUUGGAUGAUUACGCUGCCGAUGAAGACGAGUACGAGGAGAAGUUGAAGAAGGAGAGUUUAGCAUUCUUCUUCCUCGCCUCAUAUGGAGACGGUGAGCCUACUGACAAUGCCGCGAGGUUUUACAAAUGGUUUACUGAGUUAAAAGAUAGGGAGGACUGGCUUAAGAAUCUUCAGUAUGGAGUGUUUGGUCUUGGGAAUAGACAAUACGAGCAUUUCAACAAGAUUGCGAUAGUGGUAGAUGACCUUAUCACCGAGCAAGUUAAUCAAGCGGUUUCGGUGAUUGUGACUGCGUGCCGCGGCGUCGAUGUGACGCCGGAGAAAUUGGGGAAGAAAUACGUGGAGGUGUACAUGGCUUUGGAUAUUGUGUUGAGGGGCGUUAGUGGCAUUAGGCUUGCGGCGAUGCUGGCGUCGAUGCACGGCGAGGGUAUAGCGAAAAUGGUGCAUUCGGCUGUUCAGACUGAGAGUAAGAUCCGUGGAGCGGAUAGCUGGGUUAACGUGGAGCCGCAGGCGGUGGACCAUGAGGCUAGCGUGGUGUCGUUUUCGCAGGCAUCGUUUGAGCUGCCUGCGGAGACAUUGCAGGCUGGAGAUGAGGUGGCUGCCACUUUGGCGAUUAUCCAACCGGUUGAGGAGAAGGAGUUGCCUAAGGUUGAGGAGACUGAGGUGGAGAAGGAUCCGUUUGCGGCUAGUGAUAGGAUUGGUAAGCCAGAAGAAAUGCUGAUGGAAGGGUUUAAGAAGGAUAAGGAUACUGGCCUGUCAGAUGUAAGCAAGGCGCUGGCAGGACUCGACGUGACUAGUCUGCCUCCAGCUGCAGCUACUGAGUCCACUCAUAUUGGCGUGGAAGGGUUCGAAGGGCAGUAUGGCGGCAUUGAGUUUUCUAAUGAUGGGUCGACGUUGCCAGAAGAUUUUGAAGGUAUUAAUGAUGCUUGGGGUGGCGGAUUGGACGCAUCUGAGUUUGUGGGUACUAAGAAGAUUCCAAAGGACCAGGGGCUUGGUGGUUUGGAGCUUUUGGAGACCAGUGAGCCGCCAUCUGCAACUGUCGCUAAAGGUGCUGCUGCUGGGGAUAGGAUUGAGGAUAUAUUGGUGAAGAAGACUGAAAUGAAGGGUCCAGAGAUGUAUAUUGUUGAAGAGAUAAGUGCAGAGUUUAGAGAAUCAUUACUUGCUAGAGUGGGGUUGAUGGGUGUUGUGUACCUUAAGACAGUGCCUUUUAAAUCCCCUUCAGACGACAAGGAAACUGAGUUUUCGUUCAAGUUGGAAGGCGCAGAAGGUAUUAAGAGAUUUGCAGUGGAAGGCUCUAAGGUGAGCAGCCUAGGAAAUGGUUUGUUUCAUGUGAGGACGGCUACAUCAGAGGAACCUAUACCCAUUGCAAAGUACAGCUUGCAACCUCGUAUGACUCCAUUGCCUUUGAGGGUUCGACUAGCUAAACGUCUCAGUGGAACGUUACUUUCUAUUAUGGUGCAAUAUGUCUCAAAUCCAGACUUGCCAGCUCCCUUGAACAAUGUAACGAUUGUUCUCAAAUUGCCCGUUGACCCGACCCUUUUGAAAGUGACGCCUAAAGCAGUGUUGAACAGGUCCGAGAGAGAACUGAAAUGGCAUAUUGAUGAGAUUCCACAGAAGGGAAAUCCUGGUAUACUCAAGGCAAGAAUGCCAGUUGAUAUAGGCGAAGAUGAUGAUGGAUCGGAGCUUGAUAUCGUCGCUUAUGUCAAGUUUUCUGCUCAAGGAUAUAGGUCUUUGUCUGGAAUCUCACUAAGACCUGCUUCUGAGGGCAAGACAGAAUUCUAUGAGACUGACCACAGGUAUGAAAGUGGGGUUUAUGUGUGCAAUUGAGAAUGACAACUGGCCUCUAUGUAUUGAGUUUGUACCAUUUUAUCUUAUUUGAUCAGUUUUUGGUGUAUGGAAACUUUCUAGCAUUCUUUGUGUGUAUGUGUUCUGAUUCACUGUUUUAUACGACCAGUUGUACCUUUAUAUCUUUGUUCAAAUGCUUGCUUUCAGCAGCUUAAAAUGAAACUAAAUUGAUUUGUA